This is a messenger RNA of Manis javanica (Malayan pangolin), 808 nucleotides long. RefSeq names its product dual specificity phosphatase 23 (gene DUSP23). The record is from RefSeq and is a predicted model, not a curated record. Gene Ontology annotation, biological process: protein dephosphorylation. Lineage: Eukaryota; Metazoa; Chordata; Mammalia; Pholidota; Manidae.
GUGUCCCGGAGACCACGUGGUUCCAGGAAGCGCUAGGGCCGGGAAGGUGGCUGCUUGCCCGACCCGGGACAGGCGAGGGGACUAGUGGGCGGAGCGGAGCGGGCUGUCCCGUGCCCUCCCCCAGCCAUGGGCGUGCAGCCCCCCAACUUCUCGUGGGUGCUACCGGGCCGGCUGGCGGGACUGGCACUGCCCCGGCUCCCCGCCCAUUACCAGUACCUGCUGGACCUGGGCGUGCGGCACCUGGUGUCCCUGACGGAGCGCGGGCCCCCGCACAGCGGCGGUUGCCCGGGCCUCACCCUGCACCGACUGCGCAUCCCAGACUUCUGCCCCCCGGCCCCCGAGCAGAUCGACCGCUUUGUGCAGAUCGUGGACGAGGCCAACGCCCGGGGAGAGGCCGUUGCAGUGCACUGUGCCCUGGGCUUUGGCCGCACUGGCACCAUGCUGGCCUGUUACCUGGUGAAGGAGCAGGGCCUGGCUGCAGGAGACGCCAUCGCUGAAAUCCGGCGCCUUCGACCCGGCUCCAUCGAGACCUAUGAGCAGGAGAAAGCAGUCUUCCAGUUCUACCAGCGAACUAAAUCUGGGCCUCAGCACCCUUCUGCCAGGCCCCUUCUCUCCUGACCUGUGUGCCAUACAGGGCCAGAGCGGUGGAUAUGGACUUAAAGUGCUAAGCCCGCCAGUCGCCAGGUGGCUCAAGGACUGAAAUGGCCCUUUUCUGCAGGCAGGUCCUGAUUGAAGGGGUGGCUGGAGCUGCAUUGAUUUUGGGGAGACCCUCUGCUGCUUCCUUGAAUAAAUAACUUACAAGACCCAG